Molecule: messenger RNA, 983 nt
Organism: Dissoconium aciculare CBS 342.82
Lineage: Eukaryota; Fungi; Ascomycota; Dothideomycetes; Mycosphaerellales; Dissoconiaceae
Exons: 1
Coding region: 422-880 (152 amino acids)
Source: RefSeq, a predicted model, not a curated record
CAUAGACAAAGACACGUGAGAGGGACGCCCAAGCAGACAUGCUCGACUCCGGAUCACAAUGGAGAUGCGUAGGUCCUAGUUCCAAUGAUAUGGGUCGCGGCCAAAUCUCGACUCUUUCGUUGAGGACUCCUGAUUCCUAGAACAUCCCCGCCGGAGCAUGAUAACAACAUGGUUGAUGAUAACCCUUAGUGGCUGCGGUGUACAUGGGACAGAGACAUAAUACGAGGCAACACGGCAACCCUACAAACCUCACUUAUCACUAUUGUAUCGGGAUUCAUUCUUUUUCCGCCUUUCCCUGCUCGAGAUGGGAUUCACGAGGAUAUACUAUGUAUCUAGAUGUAUACCAUACCGUGCGCCGAGAUCCCUUCCAUCAAGCCUCCCCGGAGUGAGGAGUGGGCUCCGGUGACCAAAAGAAAAAGUCAUGGCAUGGUCUUUCAUCCUCCAUCUCCAUUCAGUGACCUACACCGGAGCGUCGAACCUUUCUUUCCGACGGGUCGGUCAUCAUGAGGCUUUGGAUGACGGGGCGGUGGAUGACAUGAAACGCUCAUUCCCGCGACUCCUAUGGGUGUGUGCAGAAACAAAGGGACAGACGAACCGUUUUUCUGGUGGUGGCGGGAAUCCGCCGAAGCCCAAAUUCCGUGAUCUGGCAGUUCUUUGGUUUGAUGAUUUUCAUGCAUCGUUGGGAACACGAAACGUCUUUGAUCGUUUUCUCGCCGUACCGCGGGAACGACUCAUUUCUUGGGAGGAAUUUUUCCGUUCUGGCGCUGGGUUCGGUUCGGUUGGUUUGCUGCAUGUCGGUGACGAGCGGGUUCCGUCCUCGUUUCAUGAGACAGAUGCGCGCGCUUGUUUGUUUGUUGAAUUGCGUGAACGGGCAGUUUGAUCGAUUUCGAGUUUACUGUUUCAAUCAUAGGGACGUGCGGGUGUAAUAUCUACUCUGGCACGGAAGGGUAAAAGAGAACGACGAGAACCAACCAGGAUCUGUG